Molecule: messenger RNA, 1351 nt
Organism: Perca fluviatilis (European perch)
Lineage: Eukaryota; Metazoa; Chordata; Actinopteri; Perciformes; Percidae
Product: alpha-(1,3)-fucosyltransferase 4-like
Exons: 1
Coding region: 1-1167 (388 amino acids)
Cellular component (GO): membrane
Molecular function (GO): alpha-(1->3)-fucosyltransferase activity
Source: RefSeq, a predicted model, not a curated record
AUGGGAGUUGGGGCUUAUUGGAGAGCAACGGGCCGCUCCACAAUCACAAGGCGAUCAGGUUUGUCCCAGCAGGAGGUAUGUUGUGUAGGCCUAUGUGUUCUCAAAAGGACCUGCUCCUCUGUGUGUGUGGCCACCGUUGGGUUUCUGUUCCUUCUGGGAGUCUGCCUGCUCUACUUACCGGACCCGUUGACGCUGGAACCGUUAGUAUAUGAGGAGAACAGCGCGGCGACCCUCCUGAUAUGGACGCAUCCAUUCGGUCGGUACCGCAAACUGCCGGACUGCUUUGCGCUCUAUCAGAUCGGCGGGUGCACGCUCACCGACGACGGGCGCGCGUACCCGCAGGCUGACGCUGUGAUCAUUCACCACCGGGAAGUUGCCACCGGCACCGCUGAUCUGCCACAGGAACCGCGGCCACGUGCGCAAAAGUGGAUAUGGAUGAACUACGAGUCCCCCGCGCACACACCCAGACUGUGGCGCUUUGAGGAUGUUUUUAACCUCACAAUGACCUACCGGACAGACUCAGAUAUUUUUCUGCCGUACGGGUAUUUGCUCCCCCGUGAACAUAGAACCAACGGUCUCCAGAACCGCUUUGCCCACCCGCUCCGCGCACCCUCGCGCUUACACCUCCUCCGGCCCCGCCUCCUGGCCUGGGUCAUCAGCAACUGGUCGGAGUCCCAUGCGCGCGUGGCCCUCUACUACCAGCUCCGCCGGUUCAUCCAGGUGGAUGUGUUCGGGCGCGCGGGUCGGCCGUUACCGGAGGACAGCGGCGGCAGCGUGGUGCGGCUGGUCGGACGGUACCAGUUCUACCUGGCGCUGGAGAACUCGCAGCACACCGACUACAUCACAGAAAAGCUGUGGAACGCGGUGCGGGCCGGUGCCAUCCCGGUGGUCCUGGGUCCCUCCAGGCAGAACUAUGAGCGCUUCCUGCCCCCCGAGGCCUUCAUCCACGUGGACGACUUCCCCACAGUGCGAGGGCUGGCCCGGUACCUGCUGAUGCUAAGGCGCAACCCGGCUCGGCUGAGGCAGCACCUGGACUGGAGAGGGAGCUACAGCGUGCACCAGCCCACCUUCUGGGCUGAACACUACUGUACGGCCUGCAUGGCGGUGAGGAGGAACAGAGGCAGAACCGACGUGGUCGAAGACCUGACACAAUGGUUUCACUCGUGAAAACAGCAGAAUCACCCCUCGCACCUGAUUGACCUGAGAGACUCUCUGUGACAGUGGGACUUACUGUUCACCAGAUUAAAUCUCUUUAUCAGCAAGCACCCCUGAUUGUCUGGGAGACUGUUGAUUUCAUUUGAUUUAUGUCACUUUAACUGAAAUCCAAAACAUGGAUUUUGCACAUGCCUAU